This is a messenger RNA of Rhizophagus irregularis DAOM 181602=DAOM 197198, 1052 nucleotides long. The record is from RefSeq and is a predicted model, not a curated record. NCBI's taxonomy places the organism in Eukaryota, Fungi, Glomeromycota, Glomeromycetes, Glomerales, Glomeraceae.
AAUAAAAUAAAAAUAAAUGUUUUCACUAUUAUAACUUAGAAGUGAAAUCACUGAAAUUGGUAGUGGAAAAUUUGGUCAAGUAUUUAAGGCGAGCACAGCUAAUAUGAAAUUGGUUGCACUAAAAGUUAUUAUUAAUAAAAGUUCAAAAGAGGAAAUAAAUGAAGCCGAUGAUGAAUUUACCAAUGAGUUAAACCUUCUUCACGAGGUUGGUUCUCAUCCAAACAUCGAUUGUUUGCUGGGAAUAACGAAAGAUUCCAAGGAUUACAUUUUGGUGUUGGAAUAUGCCAAUAAUGGAAAUUUAAUGGAUUAUUUGAAAGAAAAAUUUGCUUCUUUGAAUUGGAAUAAUAAAAUUAAGAUGGCAUUGGAUAUUACUAGCGGAUUAGAAUUUUUACACUCCAAAGAAAUAAUUCAUAGAGACUUGCACUCAAAGAAUAUAUUAGUGAAUAAUGGAAAAUUGUUAAUUGCAGAUUUUGGAUUAUCCAAAAAGUUGGUAGAUGCUAAUACUGGUUCUGUAGCUAAUAUAAUGGGGAUAAUUGGAUAUAUCGAACCACUGUGCUUUAGCAAUAAAAAAUAUUAUAAAAAAGAUAAAAAGUCCGAUAUCUAUAGUUUAGGAGUUUUAUUAUGGGAAAUUUCAAGUGGACGUCCUCCUUUUUCUAAUUAUUUAGAAGAUAAGAUGUUAACUUAUCGUAUUAGAUUUGAAAAUCUUAGAGAAGAACCAAUUGAGAAUACACCUCAAGAGUAUCGACAACUUUAUGAAAAAUGUUGGAAUGGUGAACCAAAGUCAAGACCCGAUACUUCAGAAGUGUAUAGAAUCUUAAGUCAAUUAAGUACUAAGGAUUUUUCUUAUCUACUGUCUCCGCAACACGAAGAAACUAUUCCGAGUGUUGAUAAUACUCACAAUAGUAGUUAUGGCUUUCAUAUUUCUACCAAUUUCCUAAGAAUUUACUAAUAAUCGGCCGUACUUUAAGUGGUAAAACAACAUUGUCCAGUGUGUUAUGUGAUACAGAUGGUUUUAAAGAAAACGGAAAUACAAUUAACGAGACUGAAAAUUU